This is a messenger RNA of Hansenula ciferrii, 1446 nucleotides long. It is a transcript of the gene UBX4, whose product is annotated as Ubx4p. The record is from RefSeq and is a predicted model, not a curated record. The transcript is spliced from 2 exons. Gene Ontology annotation, molecular function: protein binding. The coding region runs from base 1 to 1446 and encodes 481 amino acids. Lineage: Eukaryota; Fungi; Ascomycota; Saccharomycetes; Phaffomycetales; Wickerhamomycetaceae.
AUGUCCACCGUCUCAGUGAUUUACCAGCUGAAGACUAUCAAGGUCAAGGCUACACCAGGGACCCCUGUCAGUGAGAUCUUGGAAAAGGCAACUUCUCAUUUCAUAUUGGACGCCACCAGAUUUGGUUUAUUAUUGCUUAACUUACCACCAGGUGCUAAAUUGAACUUACAAUUAUCCAAAACAAAGAAAAAUGUUGAUAUCACAAUCAAAAUUCAAUUCAUUAAUAGUCCAUUUGAGAAAACUUCAAUUGUACAAAAUAUAAAUAAUCAAAAAACACUUGAUGAACUUAUCGAUCAGAUUCAAUCAUCAGCUGGUUUAGACAUAUAUGGCUCUAAAAAAACAUUGAAAUUUCAAAGUAUAUCUAAAAUAAUCAAUCAAGAUGAUUUUAAUAAAACUUCAUUGGCAUCUUUUGGUGCUGAAAAUAAUGCAUCUAUAAGAUUAGUAUUUGAAAAUACAAAUAAAGUUACACCAACAGUUACUAAACCAAAUCAACAACCAAUUCCAAAAGUUGAGACUAAAUCUGAACCAAAAAGUUCAUCAAAAGAGUCAUCAAAGCCAAUUGAACAACCAAAACCUACGUCGAUUCCAGAAGUACAGAAGCCAGUGGAACCUGUCAAAUAUGAAGAAUUAAAACCAUUAGAAACAAAUGAAAUAUCAUCGGUAUCAAAUCCAUUUCCAACCCCAACUCAAGAUUCAGAUGUCGAAAUCAAAGAUGCAUACCCAACACCAACACCAAUUCAACAAGAAGCUUCAAAAUCCAACACACCUGAACCAAUUCCUAAACAUAUUUAUGUCUAUAAACCAUCAGAAUCACCAUUACCUCAACAAGAACCAGAUGAUGAAGAAUAUGAUUUAACAGUAUCACAUGCACGUCAAUAUCAACAAAUUUUAUCACAAAAGGCAAAUGAAUCAUACAAGACCAAAAGAUUACGUCAAGAAUCAAAAGAAGCUAAUAAGAAAAAAAUCACAAAUAUUGAAAUAAGAAUUAAAUUUCCUGAUGAAAGUAAUUUACAGGUUAAUUUUACACCACAAGAAACUAAUUCUGAUUUAUAUAAAAUUGUUGGUGAUACAUUAAUUAAUAAUGAUGAAUUUUCAUUACAUAUCCCAUAUCCACCUGCAUUAAUUGAAAAUAAUUCUCAAAAAUUACUUGUAAAUUUCCAAUCAAGAAAUUUAUUACUUUUCAAAACAAAACUUCAAAAAUCAGGUCCAUAUUUAAAACCAGAAUAUUUAGCAAAAGCCAAAAGUUUAAAAGAAGCUGAAGAAAUUAAAUUAGAAAUUGAAAGAAAGAAUUCUAAAAAUGAACAAGAUGAAUCAAUUGAUUCUUCAAAAAUUUCAAAUGGUGUAUUACCAAAAAGCAAAACUUUUGGAUUUGGGAAUUCUUCUAAAAAUUCAAAUUCUGAAAAGGAUAAAAAAGUUCCAAAAUGGUUUAAAUUUGGUAAGAAAUAA